Solanum dulcamara is the source of this 2757-nucleotide messenger RNA. RefSeq lists its product as uncharacterized. Bases 242 to 1093 code for a protein of 283 amino acids. The record is from RefSeq and is a predicted model, not a curated record. The transcript is spliced from 2 exons. NCBI's taxonomy places the organism in Eukaryota, Viridiplantae, Streptophyta, Magnoliopsida, Solanales, Solanaceae.
GAGAGAGAGAGUAUAAAAAUAUAGAUAAUUUACAGCCCCAAAUAUCCUUAGAUGCUUCUGGAAUUUGCUCAAUUUUGCUUAGUCGCCAUUGACACCAAACUACCCAGAUCUUGUUCUUCCUUAAUCUGCUGUUUAUAGAUCAAUUAAGGUGAAUUUAAGCAGAUUUGAACUGUAGAUUUGUGAAAGAAAGUGUAAAAUUGAACUCCAUUGGUUGUGUGUAGUGUGUUUUCAUGAAGUUUCAAUGUCGCCCAAGACUCUAGAUUCACGUCAAGCCAUUGAAUCAUGUACAUAUCAUCUACAUUCUUGGAAACCCUUUCAGUUUCCGAUUCCAAAUUCCAAAACCCUAGAUUCAGAUUCUCCAAAAACUUACUCCCCAUCUACCCAUGGUGGGGUGCAUACAAAGCGUCAAUGUAGAGCAGAUCGAACAACUUCUAUCCCAAUUGAAGCUCUUGACAUGUCAAAGCUUAGUUUAUUUGAGGAGGAUCGGCCUUUAUCGGUUCAUAAGCGGGAGAAUCUUAGGUUGAUAGCUGGUAAGCGUCGGCGUCGUGGGUCUCGUUCUGUAUCCGGGAGGAGUAGUGAUCGGAGUGGGACUCGUCGUCGGUGUUGCUCGGUUGGAGCUUCAGCAGCUUAUGGGACUUGUUCGGAUUUUCCUGUUGCUGUUGGGACUGAUUCGAGUGGGGAGUUGUUCGUUAAUGGGGAUAUGCAUUGGACAUUGGAUGUUAGUGAGGUUACGAAGAAUUUAAGGAAGGAGAAGGAAGGUGGUGGUGGGGUUGGUGAAAAAGAGAGUAUUUUAAAUGGUUUGUCUGUGCAAAGUGGGAAUUUUGAGGGGUUGGGUAAUGAAUCAGGGUAUGGGAGUGAACCAGGGUAUCGAGGCGAUGCAGAGUUUGGAUAUGGUGAUGAGUUUGAUGAAGAAGAAGAUGAUCAACGGCUUUCCUUCUGGGGUGACGAAUUUGGAGAUUUGCUCGAAGUAUUUAUCUGUUGCAAGUUGGAACGGAAAGAAGUAAUCCAGCAAAGUUGUGCCAGCACUAUUGAUGUUAAUUCAUUCAUGCUUUCAUUUGUUCUGGGGAUUGAUUGUCAGUCCUUCAGCAUUUGAAAGAACAUUGAGAAAAGGGAGGGUGCGGAAGUUAUUAAACGUUGAUCGAGGAGAAAGUUGGAUAUGGCCAUAUGCAAAUGGUGGAUUUCUAAUGGCUGAUAGCAACUUGAUGAAUAAAAUUACAAGAUUUGCAGAUGUACAUGUCACUAACCCAAUCAUUGGGACAGAGGAUUAAACUUGGUUUUAGAAGUUGAGAUAAAAGUAUGCCAUGAAAUUGCUUUUCAAUUAAAUAUCCAAGUUGGAGGUUUGCAAUGGACUUUGGAUAUGUUUAAGAUAAGUAAAGUAUCGUGAACUGUAGAGAUUUUACUUGUGCUUGUCUUAAAGCCCAAGAUUGCUUUACUUGCACUGUUGGUUUUCAUAUACCCGUCUGACUUCCAACCCCCCUCCUCAGAAAAAAAAAGAAGCCUUUUUUAUGUAAGGAAAAUACUUUUAUUAAUAGUGUGACUUCCAACUUAUAUGUUGGAAUAUACUCUACAGACAGUUUUCUCUUCCAAAUCCACUUUUCCUAUAAGUGGUAAAAAUGGUCUUAUUUCUUUGUGUUGACAAGCAGGAUUAAGACUAUUAUCUACUUAAUUGAUAGGGAAAUCCAUUCUUAAAUGUGUCUGUUUUCUCACUUGCGUCUUGUUAACAAAAUUUGUUCCAGAUUAGUGUUUUAACUACCGUAUAUAUUCACACGUCUUAUGACAUAAUUAACAAUAUGUGCUAUUCUACUUGUGGCUUUUACUUUCACAGCAACAUCAAUGGCCCAUUAACCCAUUUGACUCUUGAGUAGGGUUUGGAAAGGGAAUGGAAAUGAUAGGGAUGCAUUAGGAGGUACUUGUCUUUGUCCAUUUGUGUAAGGGAGUAAAAUUGACGCUUUUCAACUGUUUUGAUUUCUCAAAGAUUAGAGGUGGAGGUAUAAUCUGGAAAAUCAAAUUGGUUGAGGUGGUCCUUUGCUGAAAUCCAGGGAGAUUAGUGAAUCUUACAUAAUCAGCAUCCCUCUCUCCAUCUUGUUUUUUUUUCUUCUGUUGUACUUCUCCCUUUCUAAGAAAGUUUCAGUUUCUUCUAGUAGAUAGGAACCAGAUAUAAUGUCUUUUUAUCACCUUUUCCCUUGACACUAGUGAUGUCAAAUUUUCUUACUGGCUCUAAGUAAUAAUUUGUCUCUACUUGGCAUAAAUGCUGGUAAUCAUGGUGAAAAAAAUUCAGAAGAAUGGCACAAGGUUACUGGGGGUUAUCUGUAGCUUGUGACUUGUGAGCAAGGCAGUGUUACCACUUCGUUCUACUGCAAAGGCUACUAUUAUUAAAUAUAGUAUAACCAGGGUAGAGAUGGGUUAAAAUUCACCGAACAAAUUCACAUGGCUUCUUCGUGUUCGUGUGUUUUACUUUUUUAUAUUUAGGAUUCCUUACUGAAAAUUCUGGUUCCACCACUGGUAUAAUCAUGUAAAUAUAUAUGCUGGGAUCUUUACCAGUGGCAGGUGGUUAAAAUGCUUUUAUAAGCAGACUGUUUUUGUUGAAAUCUCAAUUGGGGAGGGGUGUGGCUGCAGGAUUCUUAGACAGUUAGAUUGAGCUUGCUGUUGUCAUGAUUUCUGUUAGUAGAUCAGUAGUACUUCAUCACUUGGUGCUUUUGAAUGCUAAUUGAGUAUAAGCCCACCUAUUUACUGCUUAACUUGUUUCAUUGGUCUCUU